Messenger RNA from Xenopus laevis (African clawed frog), 3862 nucleotides. RefSeq names its product neurexophilin and PC-esterase domain family member 2 L homeolog (gene nxpe2.L). The transcript is spliced from 7 exons. Bases 151 to 1890 code for a protein of 579 amino acids. Lineage: Eukaryota; Metazoa; Chordata; Amphibia; Anura; Pipidae. The record is from RefSeq and is a predicted model, not a curated record.
AGACAGGUUAGGUUACUGUGGUAUAAUUGGCUCAGAGCAGGAAACUACUGAACUUAUCAUUUAAACACAAUAAGGAACUUGAAACAGAAGACUUAAGUGUUACUCUAUGGAAACAUAUAUGUCUAAAGGUACAAAAGUGAUAUUUUAAGAAUGAUUUCAGAUGAACCGCAUUAUGUCAGAAAAACAGAAGAAAACAGUGAAGCAAGUAGUUUGAUUGCUAAACACUGCAAACAUAAGACGAAUCCUUUGAUAUUUAGAAUGAAAUUUCUUUCAAAGAUUAUAUUGGCUGCUGCAGCAAUGAUACUCAUUAAAUUCCUGGUUUUCAGAGAAGGAAAAACACAGGUUCCUAAAGCCACAUACCCAUUUCAUAUGCAAAGUGACCAAUCACAUAAAGAAGUUCAUAGCUCAAAGUCUGCUCCUGUCCAAGAUGCACUGAAUCAAAGAAUUGAAGAAAUAUACAACCGAAUUGACAAGCUCAUUCCCAAAAUAAAAUUAAAAAACUUUGCUGAGGCAACAAGUGCAGAAAAGAGCAAGGCUACUAUUGUUAAUCAGAAAGAUAGCUACUGCCUUGGCGAGCAGCUCUUUGUAAGAGUACAGGCUUAUGAUUAUUUAGAAAACAUUAAGUCCUAUGGGGGAGACUAUUUAAGGGCAAGGAUCUUUUCACCUAAAACAAACAGUAGUGCAAGUGGAAAUAUCACAGAUUAUAAUAACGGAACUUAUUUAAUUGCAUUUACACUAUUUUGGGAAGGUGAAGUUUCUGCCUCAGUUCUGUUAAUGCAUCCAAGUGAAGCAGUGUCUGCUUUGUGGAGAGCGCGAAAUCAAGGAUUUGACAAUAUCUUGUACACUGGGAAUUUUACAAGUGCUACAGAAUAUGUAAAUAGGAAAUGUGGCUUUCAGCUUGAAACAGAAGAGGAUAUCUGCCAGUAUGUGGACAGAAGGGACCAGGAAGCAUUUUACUGCAUUAAGCCACCAAACUUCCCUUGUGAAGCAUUAACGCAUAUGAACUCAGUAAACAGAAACCAUUCUUAUCUUUCUGAAGUGGAGAAGCUUCUUCUCAACAGGUCAAACAUCGGUGUGGAAAUUUCUAAAAACUUUAAGACCAUCAAUGUUUCGAACUGUGGAAAAACACCUAUUUCACCAUCCAAAAGUUGUAGCAGAGGGUUCUAUUAUCCAAUCCCAAGUGGAUAUUUUUCUCAUAAUGUGUGGAAUCCUAUCCACUGCAAAAUGAACUUAUUUAAUGAAAAUGAAAAGAUCAAACAAUUCCUUAAGGGCAAAAAGGUUUUCCUUAUUGGGGACUCCACAGUACGGCAAUACAUAAGACACUUUGCAGAAUCAAUGAAAUUUUUGGAUUAUUUCAAUCACACAGAAGAUGAGAUGCAAUCCUGGCAAAAGACACUUCUAGCAAUUAACCUAGAAAACUUUAUUUAUGUCCAGUGGAAGAAGCACACAUUUCCAUUUGUAAGCAAGACUUUUUACUCAAUAAAAGAAGAUGCUUACAUGGCUCGUCAGAUUGACCAGAUUGGAGGAGGAAUAAACACUAUCCUAAUUCUUACUAUGGGUCAGCAUUUCAGACCAUUCAACUUCCACAUUUUCAUUAAAUCUGCUCUAAAUGUUCGCAGAGCAAUAGAACGAUUGUUUUAUAGGAGCCCAAGCACCAAGGUCAUUAUCAAAGAAGAGAAUGCAAGGGAUAUGGACAUUGAUAUGGAAAGGUUUAGUGACUUUCAUGGUCAUAUCCAAUAUCAUGUGCUCAGGGAAGUUUUUCAUGGGUUAAAUGUUGGAUUUGUUGAUGCAUUAGACAUGACAAUAGCAUACGCCUGCAAUGUUAUACAUCCACCAGUAGAAGUUCUUGAGAACAUUAUAAGCAUGUCCUUUACACAAGCUACAAGCUAGUAUUCUCAUCUUAAACUGGUACUUGGACCAUGACUGCAACAGGUGACAACUCUAAACCUAUCGAUUGUGUGUGUAAAAAUGAGCAGUGGAAAUUGCCAGCCAACUGAUUGUAAUGCAGCGAGUAUCAUGACUGUGGGUAGUGGUUAGCCAGAAUGGUUGAGGUGGUUAGUACAUUUAAAGGAAUUGUUCAGUAUAAAAAUAAAAAUUGUGUAAAUAGAUAGGCUGUGCAAAAUAAAAAAUGUUUUCAAUAUAGUUAGUUAGCCAAAAAUGUAACAUAUAAAGGCUGGAGUGACUGGAUGUCUGACAUAACAGAACAGAACACUACUUCCUGCUUUUCAGCUCUCUUGGUUUACACUGAUUGGUUACCAGUCUGUAACCAAUCGUUGACUUGGGGCGGGCACAUGGGUCAUAGUUGCUAUAACUAACUAUAUUAGAAACAUGUUUUAUUUUUAUGUGUAUAUCAUAGUUUAUGUUUAUAUCACAGUCUAUCUAUUUACCCAGUUUUUAUUUUUACACUGAACUGUUCCUUUAAACCUCCCAACUAACUUUGUGUUGUAUAAGGAUGUAUGCCAGAGGUAAAACACUGUGCCAAAGAAAAAGGGUCAUUUACAAUCCAGGGCAAGUCCAAGAGCAUUAAAGGGCCACCCAGGAUUGCUGCUCUCUGUACAGAGCACCUAAUACAGGCAGCAAUUCAUUGAGAGUGGUUUUCACAGGUCUCUGUAGUCCGUUUCAGACCACAGGAGCCUCUGGAUAUUGGCGCACAGUGGUACGCAGUCGGUGAAAACUAGCUUCAGUUAGUCUUGUGUAAAAAAAAAGGUGCUUAAACACUGUGAACUUUUAGAAAUACAUGUAAAUAAUUUUUUGUUACAUAGACAUGCCCAAUUACACAAUUAUAUUUUCUUUCUUAACACACGGUAUAUGCGUAUAGGCUACAUUAGGGUGGAGGAAAUACAACCCACUGAAAGUAUACAAAUGUUUAAAGGGCAAGUCAACCCCAAAAUAAAAAUUUGCCAAAUACAGGAAAACAUCAUUUUAAGCAACUUUCCCCACAUACAUUUAAUGCUUUUAAAGUUAUAUGUAAAAACAAUUAGUAUUGAAAGCAGCAUUUGGUUAAAUCCUAGUUAUUACUUUUUUUAACAAUGUUGCAAAAGUUCAAGUUCCCCAACAAAGACAGGUCUGUUAAUCAGCUGGCUUGUCUUGCACUGGGGCAUAUUUAGUUACAUGCAAAUUUUUGCUUCGAGAAAUUUUGCCAAACUUCAUGCAACUAGGUCAGACAUUAUUUUGUGACGAAUAUGCGUAUUUAUAAAAAUGCAAAAUUUCAUCUCAGCAAGAGAACACGGGUGUACUUUCACCAGCGAUAAUUCGUCAGUUUCCUAGUGAAACUUCGUUAUCUUACUUACUCUUAUGUAAAUUUAAAUAUGGUAGAUAUAUAAAGGCCAUAGAUAUGUAUUUAUAUAGUGAUGUUGGGGAAAUUGAUGAAAGUGGCCACUUAUUAAAAAUGUCAAAGCAAGCAAAAUAUAGAUAAAAAUAGAGAUCCACUAUUGUCCUAGACAUGAGCCUACCCUAAAACAAAUGUGACCUGAGCUUAAAAUGGUUAAAAAAGUUUAAAUAACAUAUAUUUAACAGUUACAACUUACAUUACAAUAUGAAAAAACCUUUGUCUUUUUUAUGACUUUUUUGAAUACAGGAUUUGAUGUCACUGACAUAAUAAUGUUUAGCAUGUAGCUUCAUCUUGUUAAUUCGGCAGGCAGAACCUAGCGAAAUAGACUCUGGGAAAUGGGUAACGAAAAGAAACUAGCACACUUUGAUAAAUUUGCUGUUUAACUAUUGUUCUUCUGAGUGAAAAUUUGCCUUGUGAAAUGGUGCAAUACUCCUCUAACACGGAGCUUUUUUGUUAGUGAAUUGUGUUAUUCGCCUUUAAGUAAAUUGGUAAUGUCCCUGAGAAUUUUCAUUAAAAAAAAAAUGUGCUUUG